This is a messenger RNA of Prorocentrum cordatum, 5750 nucleotides long. NCBI's taxonomy places the organism in Eukaryota, Dinophyceae, Prorocentrales, Prorocentraceae. The record is from the annotation of a GenBank genome assembly.
AUGCAAGCCGCCCUCCGCCAUAUUGCCGGGCGAUUCGCUGAGGGGGUCUCGACGGGCCUUGUCGUGUGGGCUGGGCGGCCUACCUGCCCGCACUGCGAGUGCUCGCCAGUGCUGCACUGUCCACCUCUGACCUGCUCGACUGGUGACGUGGCCUACACCUCGCCGCUGACCCCGCUCGCGCUGGUCUUCACGUGUGCCUGUGUGGCGGUCGUGGCCUUCUCGGCUGGUCGCUUGACGGGGGUGAGGGCUAGGACAGAGCUGAACCCCGAGGACCUGGACGCGACGGCCCGAGCUCAGGUGGCGCAGUAUCGGUACAAUGUCGGGGGCCCCUUUCUGUACCACGAGCGGCUGGUCACCUACCUGCCGCUUGGAGCUGGGUUGACCGUCUCGGUCACCACCCCCGACGGUGACGAAUAUGAGGAGGUAUGGGGUAUGCCAGACAUCGUCGAGUGGGAGCCACUGCCGAAUCGACAGCAAGGAGGCGUCCUACUGGGUCGGCCCGGAGCUCGAUACUACCGUUUCCGGGUUGGCGCGAUGCCGACCAUUGCGAGCCUCACGGCGGCGACCACGGCCGCGGCCGCCCGCCUCGGCCAGCCCGCGCCUGUGGGGCCCGUGGCGCCAGCUCUCGGCGGGCGCAUCGCCGAGUUGCCAGCGGGAGGUGCCUUGCCAGGUGCGCCCGCGGCCGGAGGCGCUGCCGCACCGCCCGGUGCUGUGCCAGGCCCGCCGGCGGCGGGCGCCGCCGCCGAUCUCGGAGGCGUGGCCCCAGCGGCCGGGCUUGGUGGCCUGGUGGCAGCGCUCGGCGGACCAGCAGCAGGAGCGCCCGCAGGAGAUGCACGGACGCUCCCAGUGGUCUACGACAUGGUGGGCAACCGUCGCCGAGAGUUCCGCGACGCGGUGCUCGCAUGCCGGGAGGACCAGUGGGAAGGGUGGCCGGUGCGCGGCCCCCGCACCACCCACUGGGUCCUCCGGUACAUCGUCGACCACGGCGGAACUCCGACUGGGAUGCACUCUCGGUGGCGGAGCGAAGCUCGUCUCCAGGAGCACGAGCCAGGAGUGCAGGAGCAUGAACGGGCCUGCCGGGCGCUGGAGGAGCUGCUCUGUUUCGACCAGUGCAACGGGGCCAACCUGGCGGCCGCUGAGCUGCUAGCGCGCACCAUCCAGGUGCAGCAGGAGCGCUACCAGGACAGGAGCGCUGGCGGCACGGCCAGCGGCGGCCACGACAGCGUGGACGCCCACCUCUUCAUGGGCAGCGAGCUCACCAGGGGAGGCGCGCGCGCGUGCCCGCUCCUCCAGGAGUGGGCCAGCCUUCAGCUGGCCAAGGAGCAGGCGCUGCUGAAGGAGCGCCGCAAGGCGCGCGAGGAGAGGGAGCUUGCAAAGAAGGGCAACAAGAAGAAGAACAACAGGGACCUGUCGCGGGUCACUCGGCGGCGUGGCGCGGCCACCAAGCGCAUCCUUGACUGGGGCGACGAGUGUAUCGACGCCCUGAAUGACUUGCAUGGCCACCAGGACCGGCCAGCGGUCCCCGCCAAUGCCGCCCAGCGGCAUGCUGUGGACCACGUCGAAUCUCAAGUACGUGCGCUUGGCAAGCCCCCACCUGAGGCAGGUUUUCGCGAGGGGGCCCUACGUGAGCUCCUCGCAGGGACGGGGAUCUACCAGACGGGUGAUCUCUCUUCCCGACGGCCGUAUGUCAAGGAGUCCAUAUCCUGGCCCUCGCCCGACCUGCAGCCAGUUCCACUGACCGCCUGCAUUGGCGAGGCCGAAUCUGAGUGGCUGGGCCGCUGGCAGAGCACCUUGCUCAGGCCAGAUAAACCUACAGCUGCUGAACGUACUGAGUUCUGCCCUCACGGACUUUUUUUCGACCCCAGUCUCUUCAGUAAGCCUCUGCUCGACGCCGAUUUUGUCGCCAAGUUGCUGGCUCGCGGCAUGGUGGAGCUGAAGAGGGACUGCGACGCAGCCACCGUCGGCUGCUUCUUCGUCGCGAAGAAGAACAAGAAGCUGAGAGUGAUAUUUGACACGAGGUAUGCCAACUUAUUUUUUGGUCGACCGGCUCGGACUGCGUUGCCGACUGCGACGGCCCUCGCUGCUUUCGAGAACCCUGGGCGCGACACCUACCUGGCCUCGGGUGAUAUCGAUAACGCAUUCUACAGACUACGAUUGCCUGACGGGCUGCCCUCAUACUUCAGACUGCCCGCCCUGGAUGCCAGCCUGCUCGGGAUCACGCACCUGGACGGGGUCCCGCUCGCGCGAGGGGCGCGAGUGCAGCCCUGUGUGUGCGUCUUGCCGAUAGGCUGGAGCCAUGCGCUGGCCCUCUGUCAGGGCGUGCUCCGACGCGCCAUGGCCACCGCGGGGUUCACCGUGGACCAGUGCGUCGAGGGCGGGAAGGCGGGGGUCGUGGUCGACCGGGAGGGCGCCGCGGCGGUUGCCGGCUAUGUCGACAACUACGCCGCCCUGGGACGCCCCCCGGCCCUUGUCGACCAGGCCGCCCUUGCCAUCACGCGCGUGCUGACGGAGAAGGGGCUUCUCACUCACGAUGAGGAGCCUGCCGCGCGGGACGCCACCUUCGUAGGGCUAGAGCUGAAGAGAGGGCGACAUCUUUCGAUCAAGGCCAGGUGGCGCUUCCGGGUUGAGGGGGCCCAGCGGGCUCGCGAGCGUGCUCUCCAUCAGGCAGCUGAGGACUCCACUGGUAGCCCCGACAAGGCCCUCGAGAACCUGCUGGUCGACAACCCCGUGGCUUUCGACGAGGCCGCUGUCGAGCGGGCACAGAACGCCCAGCUCGUGGUGGCCUCGACGGUGCAGACUUUCGGCCUCUCGUUCCUCGAGUCCGCGGCGAUCCGCCCGAACGCGCAGAGGCAGUGCCACGACCGCUUGGCGACGCUGGUCCUCUUCUGCCGGAUGUACCGCCUGGACUGGGACAGUUGGGAGUCGCUGGACAAUGCCGUCACCGCGCUGCUGAAUCACCAGUUCCUGGACGGCAAGUGCUCGGACCUGGGGGCGCAGCUGAUCGCGGUACACAGCGACGUCUUCAGCUUCGGGAACUUCGUGAUGACCCAGUUCACAGCGCUCGUGGAGCUCGGGCUGGCUGGCCCGCUUUUCGACCAGGCGGCCGGCAACGUGACCCACCUGGUCGACGGCGGGGACGUCGGCGCCUACCUGGGCAAGAGGCUCGUGGCGAGCCUAGGCCGGGCCGUGCGACUCAGGUCGCUGCUGUUCCUGGAGCUCUUCGGGGGCUGUGGCCGCGUCGCGGCCAGCGCGCAAGCCAUGGGCUAUGCCGCGCUGAGCCUGGACAUCGAUGCUUCACCUUUGGAGAAUCACUUGACGCCAGCCUUCCUCAACAGGAUCCUGGGCUGGAUCUCUGGCGGGGCCAUCGCAGGUGGCGCAGUAUCGGUCGAAGGCUUUGGCACAAUGAUGCCGCCUGCAGCCGCUGGUGGCCACCCGCUCACUGUCUCUCACGACCUGCGGGUGGGCGACUUCUGCGUGGUGAGGUACAAUGUCGGGGGCCCCUUUCUGUACCACGAGCGGCUGGUCACCUACCUGCCGCUUGGAGCUGGGUUGACCGUCUCGGUCACCACCCCCGACGGUGACGAAUAUGAGGAGGUAUGGAGUAUGCCAGACAUCGUCGAGUGGGAGCCACUGCCGAAUCGACAGCAAGGAGGCGUCCUACUGGGUUGGCCCGGAGCUCGAUACUACCGCUUCCGGGUUGGCGCGAUGCCGACCAUUGCGAGCCUCACGGCGGCGACCACGGUCGCGGCCGCCCGCCUCGGCCAGCCCGCGCCUGCGGGGCCCGUGGCGCCAGCUCUCGGCGGGCGCAUCGCCGAGUUGCCAGCGGGAGGGGUCGGCGCGGCGCCUGCCGGUGCUGCCGUCGACGCGCCCUUGCUUGGCGCGGCAGGCGCGGCUGCAGUCGGUGCACCUCCUCCCGUGGCCUUUGGGGGCGUUCCCGCCGCUGCGGCGCCCGCUGGCGGCCGCGUCCAGGAUGCACGGGCGCUCCCAGUGGUCUACGACAUGGUGGGCAACCGUCGUCGAGAGUUCCGCGACGCGGUGCUGGCCUGCCGGGAGGACCAGUGGGAAGGGUUGCCGGUGCGCGGCCCCCGCACCACCCACUGGGUCCUCCGGUACAUCGUCGACCACGGCGGAACUCCGACUGGGAUGCACUCUCGGUGGCGGAGCGAGGCUCGUCUCCAGGAGCACGAGCCAGGAGUGCAGGAGCAUGAACGGGCCUGCCGGGCGCUGGAGGAGCUGCUCUGUUUCGACCAGUGCAACGGGGCCAACCUGGCGGCCGCUGAGCUGCUAGCGCGCACCAUCCAGGUGCAGCAGGAGCGCUACCGGGACAGGAGCGCUGGCGGCACGGCCAGUGGCGGCCACGACGGCGUGGACGCCCACCUCUUCAUGGGCAGCGAGCUCACCAGGGGAGGCGUGCGCGCGUGCCCGCUCCUCCAGGAGUGGGCCAGCCUUCAGCUGGCCAAGGAGCAGGCGCUGCUGAAGGAGCGCCGCAAGGCGCCCGAGGAGAGGGAGCUUGCAAAGAAGGGCAACAAGAAGAAGAACAACAGGGACCUGUCGCGGGUCACUCGGCGGCGUGGCGCGGCCACCAAGCACAUCCUUGACUGGGGCGACGAGUGCAUCGACGCCCUGAAUGACUUGCAUGGCCACCAGGACCGGCCAGCGGUCCCCGCCAAUGCCGCCCAGCGGCAUGCAGUGGACCACGUCGAAUCUCAAGUACGCGCGCUUGGCAAGCCCCCACCUGAGGCAGGUUUUCGCGAGGGAGCCCUACGUGAGCUCCUCGCAGGGACGGGGAUCUACCAGACGGGUGAUCUCUCUUCCCGACGGCCGUAUGUCAAGGAGUCCAUAUCCUGGCCCUCGCCCGACCUGCAGCCAGUUCCACUGACCGCCUGCCUUGGUGAGGCCGAAUCUGAGUGGCUGGGCCGCUGGCAGAGCACCUUGCUCAGGCCAGAUAAACCUACAGCUGCUGAACGUACUGAGUUCUGCCCUCACGGACCUUUUUUCGACCCCAGUCUCUUCAGUAAGCCUCUGCUCUACGCCGAUUUUGUCGCCAAGUUGCUGGCUCGCGGCAUGGUGGAGCUGAAGAGGGACUGCGACGCAGCCACCGUCGGCUGCUUAUUCGUCGCGAAGAAGAACCAGAAGCUGAGGGUGAUAUUUGACACGAGGUAUGCCAACCUAUUUUUUCGUCGACCGGCUCGGACUGCGUUGCCGACUGCGACGGCCCUCGCUGCUUUCGAGAACCCUGGGCACGACACCUACCUGGCCUCGGGUGAUAUCGAUAACGCAUUCUACAGACUACGAUUGCCUGACGGGCUGUCCUCGCACUUCAGACUGCCCGCCCUGGAUGCCAGCCUGCUCGGGAUCACGCACCUGGACGGGGUCCCGCUCGCGCGAGGGGCGCGAGUGCAGCCCUGCGUGUGCGUCUUGCCGAUGGGCUGGAGCCAUGCGCUGGCCCUCUGUCAGGGCGUGCUCCGACGCGCCAUGGCCACCGCGGGGUUCACCGUGGACCAGUGCGUCGAGGACGGGAAGGCGGGGGUCGUGGUCGACCGGGAGGGCGCCGUGGCGGUUGCCGGCUAUGUCGACAACUACGCCGCCCUGGGACGCUCCCCGGCCCUUGUCGACCAGGCCGCCCUUGCCAUCGCGCGCGUGCUGACGGAGAAGGGGCUUCUCACUCACGAUGAGGAGCCUGCCGCGCGGGACGCCACCUUCGUAGGGCUAGAGCUGAAGAGAGGGCGACAUCUUUCGAUCAAGGCCAG